Messenger RNA from Vitrella brassicaformis, 2639 nucleotides. NCBI's taxonomy places the organism in Eukaryota, Vitrellaceae. The record is from the annotation of a GenBank genome assembly.
AACGAACUCAAGCCUUCACGCCGCCCUCAUCACUCCUCGUCAACAUCUCCGCUUCUUCGUUUCAAUCCCACCUGCGAGCUUAUCCAGCAGGAGGUGAGGAUGCGCUCGAGAUCCCAAUAGCGAGAUCCAUCGUUUCCCACUCAUCCGUGCGUGUUUUUUUCGUCAGGGGUGUGUCGAUUGUCGAAGAUCCGAAUGAAUGGCGGGUGUUGAUGCCUCGAGCAUGGAAGAAGACGAGCACAAACCCAGACAAGAUGACAGUAAGGCUUCUGAGGGCCAACCAGCGAAGGACGAGGAUGACAGAGCGCCGGCUGCAGGUCAUAGACUCGAAGGUUCAAUCGAGUGCGCUCAUCGUUGUGCUCGGUGUGUCACUAGAUUGGCGUCACGCGGCUGUCGAGCAAGCUAUCGGGGACAUUCAGCACUGCGACUUCGUCGCAAUAGACCUCGGUACACGCAAUGUGAGGCGUUGGGCUUUCUGAGAGCUCUGUCUUCUAUGCAUCUGUGUGCAGAGUUCACUGGUCUCUUCAAGGACGGCACGUCACGCAAAUCUACUAUGGAGGUAUUUUCGCACAGACGGGCAAGGAGAGGCAUGGAUGCCUAUCGUGUGUUGCCUGUGAAUAUCCAGCUGUACUAUGACCACUGCCGCGACAGCGUCCCACAGUUCCUGACGGGUGAGUGCGACGACCAAAGGUGGCACAGGCACGCUGCUGGGGUGGAAGACUACUCUGUUCGUGUGGCUGUGUGUCUGUGCGUGCAGUGCAGCUGGGCAUUUGUGCGGUCAAGCGUGAUGCAGAGGACCCGAAUAUGUGGGUGCUGUCGCCACACAACUUCAACGCGUUCCCAGCACUGGUACGGCGUGUGGGUGUGGCGGUCAACCACCAUGAGUGAGUGAGUGGCGGUCUCCCCGUAUGUGUGUUUAUUGGAUGCAGCGUCGAGUGUUUCUUUGCGACACAAGCUCCCUUCGCUUCCUCAGACGGAAUGGAUUUGACCUCAACAAAUGGAUUGAUGACAGGUCGGUAGGCUGAUGGAAAAAGGGAGGAGGCAGGGAGGUCAGUGUGGGCGGGCGAUGUGGUGUGGCGUUGGUGUGUGUAUGUCCUGAUCGAAGGGUCGAGUACGCCCGUCUGGCUGAGGUGCAGAAUGCAAAGGAAUCCUAUCUCGCAUCAAAACUGAUGCCCCAGGUGAGCCACACGCAGCCAGCCAUCCAACAAACAAACGCCUACCUAUCGGUGUGAUUUUGUCAGGCUGUGAUGGAUAGCGGCCUUCAGUGCGUGUUGGAGUGCAUCAUCGAGGCAGAGCGGCCCGUGGUGCUGCACCACGGCCUUCUCGACAUGCUGCACAUAUACGACAAGUUCAUCGGGUGGGUGACGAGCACGCGCAUCCCUCUGCAAUGCAUUUUCAAGGCUCAUUCUCUGUCUCUCUGUGUGUGUAUGUGUCCGUCGUUCAGUGAGUUGCCCAGGGACCUGGGUGCCUUCUGCACCGAGUGGCUGCGCCUUUUCUCUGGCGGUGCUUUUGACACGAAACACCUGGCGUCACAGGGACGGUACAGUGUGCUGCAUCUCAACCACAGCAGGGGGUACGCACUCAGGGACGGGUCGGCAGGAUCUGUGUGUGGGUGACAUGACAGCCGUCUCCUUUGCAUGUCUGUCUGGCUGGCUGGCUGGCUGGCUGCAGGAGCACGUCACUUGACGACCUGCGGACACACUUGCUCAAGUAGGCUGGAGGAUGGAAAAUGAAUCGACCGACGGUCACCUUUCUGUUAAUAUGUCUAUGUGUGCAGGCAGUCCCACAUCAGUGCCUUCAAAAUAGCCACUGCCCGCAGCAGCUCCACCUACUCACUCGAGCGUCCUCACGAGGCGUCCAACGAGCACGAGGCGGGGUUCGAUGCGCUCGUGACGGCACAGAUCUUCAUCAUAGAGUUGGAGCUCUUCUUCAGGGCGCAGCAGAGGGCGACGCAGACGGACGGCGGACCGCCGCAGAAGAGGCAAAAAGUGGCUGAGGGGACUGCUGCUGAAGGGGAGGAGGGAGAGCCCGAAGGGGCUGUGACGGAGGCCUCGAGUGGCCCGACAAUGUACGUCUGUGAGCAAUCAGCCAUAGUGGACAUACACACACAGAUGACGGAUAUGGUAAUGGCUGUGGUUGUGGUUGUGUGUGCACUCAGUCCGCUGGAUUGGCUGUCGUCUUCCUUGUGCCACCGCUUCCGCGACACGAUUGAAGGUCCGCCUGCAGCACAGCACACACCCCACCACUGAAUCGCACACGAUCCAUCCCGUUCUCCUCUCCAUCACUCUUCUCGUGCAGUGUCUGGCGUGCCCCCUGGCCAUGUAUCGAUGGCCAAGCACCUGAAGCGAAGCGACGCCGAAGCGCCGGCUGCUGCGGCUGAUGCUGGUGGCGCUGUCGUCGCAGCAACGAGUGAGGAUUCUGUGGUAGAUGAGACGCGUGGGUGGAGGGAAGGGCGAGAGAGGAAUGGGAGCAGGAAUGGAGGGCGGAAGAGGGGUGUGGGGGGAGACGCCAGGGGAGGUGGAGGUGGGCUGGGCGCCAAGUGAGGUCUGUGUGUCGAUUGUGAUAGAGUAAAGGGAUGGCACAGACAAAUACGUUUACGAUGUGGGGGCUGUGACAGUAGACCAGACCAGCGUCUGACAGUC